CUCCACUCAACCCUCUGUCGUCCGUUUCAUCGCCCUCCACAAUGUCCACCGCUCCUCCCCCAACUGCCACCGGCUCCAGCAAGGUCGACGCCGCCAAGGCCAAGCUUGCUGCCAUGCCUGCGCCUGACGCGCCUACCGGUGUAUCUCUGUACUCGCGCUUCGCUUUCGCUGGUGCCGUCUGCUGCUCCAUCACUCACGGUGCUCUUACCCCCGUUGAUGUCGUCAAGACCCGUAUCCAGCUUGACCCCGUCACCUACAACACUGGUCUGAUCGGUGGUUUCCGCAAGGUCAUCGCCAGCGAGGGCGCUGGCGCCGUCUGGACUGGUUUCGGUCCCACCGCCGCCGGCUACUUCCUCCAGGGCGCCUUCAAGUUCGGAGGAUACGAGUUCUUCAAGCAGCAGGCCAUCAACACCCUCGGCUACGAGACCGCCUCCAACAACCGCACUGCCGUCUACAUUGGUGCCGCUGCCUGCGCUGAGUUCAUCGCUGAUAUCGCCCUCUGCCCUCUUGAGGCUACCCGUAUCCGUCUCGUUUCCGACCCCAAGUUCGCCAACGGUCUGAUCGGUGGUUUCAGCAAGAUCCUCUCCACUGAGGGUGUUGGUGCUUUCUACUCUGGAUUCGGUCCCAUCCUGUUCAAGCAGAUCCCUUACACCUGCGCCAAGUUCGUCGUCUUCGAGAAGGUCAACGAGGCCGUCUACACCAUCGUCGACAAGAGCAAGACCUCCAACGGCAUGCAGACCGUCUACAACCUCGGUUCCGGUCUCGUCGCCGGUUUCGCUGCCGCCAUCAUCUCCCAGCCCGCUGACACCAUGCUGUCCAAGAUCAACAAGACCAAGGGUGAGCCCGGUGAGGGCACCACCAGCCGUCUGAUCAAGAUCGCCAAGGAGCUCGGUCUCCGUGGCUCUUACAGCGGUAUCGGUGCCCGUCUUUUCAUGGUCGGUACCCUGACCGCUGGUCAGUUCGCCAUCUACGGCGAUAUCAAGAAGGCACUUGGCGCCACUGGCGGCGUUGAGAUCGCUAAGACCAACUAAGCGGUCGGUUUUGGAGAAGAGGUGGUGCAGCGAUGAUACCAGGACAGCCACGACAUUGGGUCUAAGAAGGGAGACUUUGUAGUGCACGGAAAAGUCUUUCUUUUUUGCAUAUGGCUGGCAUGGAUAUAUUCCCAUUUUCUGUUCAUGUGUUUGCGUUUUAUUUGCCGCUUAGCUACUUGUACGUUCAGCCAGCCAGAAGUGGCACUUGUAACAGUACGGUUUUAUGAGAUUAGCUGCACAAUAGACGGAGCUCUUAAUGACACAACCUGC
Molecule: messenger RNA, 1301 nt
Organism: Macroventuria anomochaeta
Lineage: Eukaryota; Fungi; Ascomycota; Dothideomycetes; Pleosporales; Didymellaceae
Product: mitochondrial phosphate carrier protein-like protein
Exons: 4
Coding region: 42-1031 (329 amino acids)
Biological process (GO): mitochondrial phosphate ion transmembrane transport
Cellular component (GO): mitochondrial inner membrane
Molecular function (GO): phosphate transmembrane transporter activity
Source: RefSeq, a predicted model, not a curated record